AUGACGGCCGACCAGCCGCCACUCCCGCACAGCCCGCCCCCGCCGGAGCCGGAUGACGCCGACGCCGACGAUGACGAGGCGCGGGUGUGGUCCCAGAUAAAGGCCGAGGCGCGCCGCGAUGCCGACGGCGAGCCAGCGCUGGCGUCGUUCCUCUACGCCACCGUGCUGUCCCACCCCACCCUCGGCCGCUCCCUCGCCUUCCACCUCGCCAACAAGCUCCGCUCCUCCGCGCUGCUCUCCUCCACGGCGCUCUACGACCUCUUCGUCGGCACCCUCGCCGCGCGCCCCGAGCUCCGCGCGGCCGCCGCCGCCGACCUCCUCGCCGCCGGCGCCCGUGACCCGGCCUGCGCGGGCCGUCUCUCCCACUGCCUCCUCAACUACAAGGGCUUCCUCGCCGUCCAGGCCCACCGCGUCGCGCACGCGCUCUGGUCGCAGCAGCGCCGCCGCGCCCUCGCCCUCGCGCUCCAGUCCCGCGUCGCGGAGGUCUUCGCCGUCGACAUCCACCCGGCGGCCGCCGUCGGGAAGGGCGUCCUCCUCGACCACGCCACGGGGGUCGUCAUCGGCGAGACCGCCGUCGUCGGCGACGGCGUCUCCAUCCUCCACCACGUCACGCUGGGCGGCACCGGCAAGGCCGUCGGCGACAGGCACCCCAAGAUCGGCGACGGCGUCCUCAUCGGCGCCGGCGCGACGAUCCUCGGCAACGUCAGGAUCGGCGCCGGAGCCAAGAUCGGAGCCGGGUCGCUGGUGCUCGUCGACGUGCCGCCGGGAGCCACGGCGGUGGGGAAUCCGGCGAGGCUGCUGCUCGCCGGAGACAAGCGCGAUGGCAUGCCGGGCGGUGAAUCCAUGGACCAUGCCUCCUUCAUGCAGCAUUGGUCAGACUACACCAUUUGAGCAGCACACAGUUCACAGAGAAUCUGCCGCACCUACAGGCACAAGUAGAAGCAUUCAAGUCCAGUGCUAGCAACUGGAGUAGCAGCACUGCAGCAAACUAGCAAUGCGCCAAUGCGGAUAUGUUUUUGCAUGUAAAUGUUAAGGUUGUGUACGCACAUAAAUAUUUGCAAAAGUUUAAUUACUAGUUUAGUGGCUGUAGUGGCCUGAGAAGUUUAUUUGGUCUUGAGUUUAAAUUUUCAUGGGAGUGAACUUCAGAUUAGAUUG
Messenger RNA from Oryza brachyantha (malo sina), 1155 nucleotides. RefSeq names its product probable serine acetyltransferase 1. The transcript has a single exon. Gene Ontology annotation, cellular component: cytosol; cytoplasm. Gene Ontology annotation, molecular function: L-serine O-acetyltransferase activity. Bases 1 to 891 code for a protein of 296 amino acids. NCBI's taxonomy places the organism in Eukaryota, Viridiplantae, Streptophyta, Magnoliopsida, Poales, Poaceae. The record is from RefSeq and is a predicted model, not a curated record.